AAGUGUUACUCUGCCUCGCUCGCGCGCUCUUUGCAGCAAUGGAGGAUCCCCGCACCGAUCCCAGGGACUACGACGACGACGGCCGCCUGAAGCGCAGCGGGACGGUAUGGACGGCCAGCGCGCACAUCAUCACGGCCGUGAUCGGGUCAGGCCUGCUGGCGCUGCCGUGGGCAUCCGCGCAGCUCGGCUGGAUGGUCUACCCGGUCAUGGUGCUGCUCUUCGUCUGCAUCAUCUGCUACACCUCCGCGCUGCUCUCCGACUGCUACCGGUCCAGCGACCCGAGCCACGGCGAGCGCAACUGCACAUACAUGGACUCCGUCAAGGCCAGCCUAGGAUGCGCAGAUGUUGGGAUAUGCCAGUUUCUGUAUACUCCAACAUCUUCGGGGUGGCCAUCGUGUAUACCGUAGCCGCCUCCAUGAGCAUGUUGGCAAUCCAGAGGGUUAACAAUGAUCUACUACAUCUAUAGCAGCAACCAUCUUUUGACAUCAACUGUGAUGUCGCCACCAUGUUCCGCGACCCAGCAGCUAUACAUAGCAUGGUCUUGACGUGAGGUGCCACCCAAGAGAAGACCAUACUCGCACAACGGACAGUCAAGCCAUGAAAAGAGCUGGUCACCACCAAUAGUUCCAACAACGAAGGUGCUCGUCACACUUUGCAACGGAGAUCGAAGAGGGAGGUCACCGACACCGUCAAAUGACUCAAAUCCCAAUUCGGCUCCUCCUUCACGGACGAUGGUAGGAUGAAAGGGGGAAGGGUAAAAUGCGUCACCGCAUCAGCCCAGUCGGUCGUGGCCGCGCCCUUCGUCUUCUUCAGCCGCGAUGAGUCCGUCAACAAUGGAUCCGACGACGGUUGCUUCAUGCCGCUGCCGCCGUGAGGCUUCAGCUGGCACUUGUUCUUCCGAGCGACGACAUGGUCCGUCCCAUCCCCUCUGUCCAUAGCAGCGGGUUGUGGGGACACAAAAACGGCACGGUGGGUAGGGGGUUUGGUGGCAGCCACGAGGGCAGCAACCACUGAAGGAGGUGCCGCGGGUGUGGCAGUAGUGGCGGCGACGACGGUGGGGUCGGCCGUCGUGUUGGAGAUGCUGUCAAGAGCGGUCUGGUGGCCGGCAGCGGUCGUGCACGGGAGGAAGGUGGGUAGCGGUCACGCGCCGGAAAGUUCAAUGUGGCGGUUGAGCAAUCGCGCGUUGUGUUUUUUUUGCUGGCUUCGGUGUGUAUAUUUUCAACCCAAGUGGAUGUAAUUUAGGACUGCCCACAAAACAGUUCAACAAAAUUUACGGACAGCACAGUUGUUGGAGCUAUUUUUUGGUUGAAAAGACCUAAAAAGAAAUUAUUUUGGCUGUUGACCUAGUGUA
Triticum urartu is the source of this 1351-nucleotide messenger RNA. The record is from RefSeq and is a predicted model, not a curated record. Lineage: Eukaryota; Viridiplantae; Streptophyta; Magnoliopsida; Poales; Poaceae.